This is a messenger RNA of Trematosphaeria pertusa, 1410 nucleotides long. RefSeq lists its product as uncharacterized. Bases 447 to 1067 code for a protein of 206 amino acids. The transcript is spliced from 3 exons. Lineage: Eukaryota; Fungi; Ascomycota; Dothideomycetes; Pleosporales; Trematosphaeriaceae. The record is from RefSeq and is a predicted model, not a curated record.
UUUUAUUCAGCUCUUGCGCGCUCUCUUGGCUAGUUCGAUGGGCGUGCUUCCAACCUUAGCACAACUUGGACGCUGUACAACGCUUCUUCAUCGACCCAUAUAUAAACCAUAACGAGAUGUCGCCGUCUCGCUCAGGUGACGAACGCCCUCUAGCCUUGACAUAUUAAGCUCGUGAGGAGGUCGCAUCUGAGUCGUGCACGCCAAGUGGAAGUACAAUAUCGUGUUGGGCCGGCGCUGCGCUUGCAUGCCAUGAGAGGAAGUACUGGAGCAUAUUGCAUACGAGGAGCAGCGCAUGAGGUGGUUCAGCUGUUUUUAGAACAUCUGGUGGAGGAAAGGGCUGAGGUGGGGAGAGAUGAGAGGUAUAAGAGGCAGUGAUUGUCCGGGUAGCUGGGUGGAGACCAGUAUUUCGAUACUAUACUGCCUUUUGAAAAGUUAUAUUGAGCAACAUGCGUUUCUUGUCUGUCAUCGCUGCGCUCAUUGCUCUUGCUGCGGCCACGCCGGUCGAGCUGGAGGAGCGUCAGUCUACGCCUAAUCCUGACCAGGUCUACGUCGAGAAGGUGUCCUGGGCUGGCACUGGCUGCCCGCCCGGCAGUGCCCAAGUCGAUAUUGUUGAGGAGGGCACGCUCGUGUCCCUCGCUUUCAGCAAGUACGUCGCGGCGACCGGCACGGGUCAAUCCGCAUCCGAUGCGCGCAAGAACUGCGAUGUUCGCAUUACGCUCCACUACCCGCAAGGUUGGAGCUACACAGUCGCCAGCACGGAUCUGCGAGGCUAUGCCCGUAUCCCCAGUGGCUGCAGUGCCAGAAUUGGGGCCAUCUUUUUCUUCAGCGGUCAGACAAAUGAUGCCUCCGCCAUGAUUCCAUUCAACGGCCCGGUAGACAACAACUACCGCCUCACGGCGAGCAUUCCCGCCCAGUCGCUUGUGUGGUCUAAGUGCGGCGUUACCGGCCCGCUGUUCAACGUCAACUCCCAAGCCAUCAUUACUUGCAGCAAGGAUGCGAUCUUGGGCGUUGAUACCCAGGAUACGAAGUUCGAAAUGUUGUUGCACCUGCAGUGGAAGAAAUGCUAAGGGGUGGCGGCUGCUCAAGAGAUCGGCGGAGUCAAGUCGGCGGGUUGGGUGAGCAUGGAGAUCUGAAUACUUAGGUCCGUCUCUUCGCGAUUGCUUUAAUUUCGGCGGAGUUGAGUUUUCUCGGAUCUUGGAAUGUUUGCGAAAAGCCCCUCCACUCAUUUUGUCCCGUAACGGAUUGGAUGUGAUCAAAUAUAUGACCAUUGAAUGGACACGGAGUUUCUUGAGACACUGUUACAAAUGCGAACUCGGGCAGCGGCUUCAGGGUAGUGCAAGAGCUUGGCGAAGGAUGCUUCAAUAAGCUCAGGUGUGGUCUUUCCCGAUGGGCUGCCUUCGGCCAAGAUCC